Molecule: messenger RNA, 1338 nt
Organism: Etheostoma spectabile (orangethroat darter)
Lineage: Eukaryota; Metazoa; Chordata; Actinopteri; Perciformes; Percidae
Product: calmodulin-1
Exons: 6
Coding region: 246-695 (149 amino acids)
Cellular component (GO): myosin II complex
Molecular function (GO): calcium ion binding
Source: RefSeq, a predicted model, not a curated record
ACUGCAGGCGUUUCAGCCCCGGUGAUUGGCAUGUCUUCUGCUGGAGGCCUGCGCCGCUGCAGCAACCCUGACUUGAAAUAAGGAAGUGAGUGAUCAGUUUUAGUGUGGCGGAGGGAUACACAGGCAAUCCCCAUUCUGGCCACGGCCAAUAUACACACUCCUUACCCGCCAGUGGAACUCCAUCUAAGGAACGACCACACUCCUAGUCUGCCUCCACAGACCAACAAGCACACAACCCAUCCGACAUGGCUGACCAACUAACAGAGGAGCAGAUUGCAGAGUUCAAGGAGGCUUUCUCCUUAUUUGACAAGGACGGUGACGGCACCAUCACCACCAAAGAGCUUGGCACCGUCAUGAGGUCGCUGGGCCAGAACCCCACAGAGGCCGAGCUACAGGACAUGAUCAACGAGGUGGAUGCUGACGGUAAUGGAACCAUUGACUUCCCAGAGUUCCUGACCAUGAUGGCCAGAAAAAUGAAGGACACAGACAGUGAGGAGGAGAUCCGUGAGGCUUUCCGAGUAUUUGACAAGGACGGAAAUGGCUACAUCAGCGCUGCAGAGCUCCGUCACGUCAUGACAAACUUGGGAGAGAAGCUAACGGACGAGGAGGUGGACGAGAUGAUCAGAGAAGCAGACAUUGACGGAGACGGACAGGUCAACUACGAAGAGUUUGUACAGAUGAUGACUGCAAAGUGAGGCUUGUCCGCCCCGUCCUGUCCCCUCUUGGAAGAAAAAAAAAGGAAAAAAAAAAAUCAAAAUGUUUUACUUACCUCCUUGGAAAAAAAUAAUGUUCAUUUAUUCAUACUGUUUCUGUAUAGAAAAUAAUUGAAUGUUGAAAUGAAAUAUCCUUCUGUCCACACAGGAAAAAUAUAAAAAUAUACAAAAAUAACUGCAUGAAAAUGAUGGUUAGUGAUCCUGUCCCCUCCCCCCGGAGAUCAGAUUAGCAUCAGUACUUAACAAGUAAAAAUAAUAAUAACAACAAACCCUGUAACUACAACCUUCAGACUUAAGGCAAACGCAUUUGGCGAACUCCUUCCAGUUCCAUUUACUAGUGGUAAAUGUCUGGGCUGGCCAUCUCUUCUUUCUCUCUCUCUGUUUUCUGUUCUUCAUGCAUGCAGCUUGAGACCGGAGCACUAACCUCCCUGCCCCCCCCAUCCUUCCUCCGGGCUACCAGAGCGUGCUGAUUCCACUAUAAGCUGUCCUCUCGUUGGUUUGGUACAGUUUUUUUUGUAUUUGGAGAGGAACCCUGUACUGUUAAGAUGAGAGAGUGUACCAGGUUCUAACUCAAGCGUCAAAGUGGAAUGGGACUUAACUGUAUGCUAGAUUAAAAGAGAAAAAA